AUCAACGUUAAGGACGACGAGAUUCAGAGUUGCGAAAAAGAAAAAAUGACCUUUGACUCAAAGAUCGAAGAAUUAACUCUGGGCUCGAAUGAAAAACACAAGGAUGAUAAUAAAGCGUACUUGGGAAAUCAAAAUGCAAUUCCACAACUGCAAAGUGCCGACAGAAUACUUAACGCGAGGAAUCAAAUUGAAAGUUGCACAACGUUGUUAAACUUUCUAGCCGAUUCCCAGUGGACGUUGACGCAAGUCAACGGGCAAAGAAAGCUUGGACCACCGCCAGGAUGGACAGGACCGCCUCCUGAUCCCAAAUGCGAAAUUUUCGUCGGAAGUAUCCCGAGGAAUUAUUCCGAGCCCGAGAUCGUCCUCAUAUUCAGUACUGUCGGCCAAAUUUACGAGCUGCGACUGAUGAUGGACUUCUCCGGCACGAACAGAGGGUACUGCUUCAUUAUGUACACCACCGAGGAAGAGGCAGCUCGCGCCGUGAAGCAAUUGGAUCGGUACGAGAUCUACCCUGGCAAAAGGAUCGGCGUGGUGGCUAGUACUAACAAUCGACGACUUUAUAUCAAUCAAUUACCUCAGAACCUUGACUCCGAAACUAUUAUCAGGGUACGUUUUGUACAACAUAAUAUUACGUCGUUGAUUUUUUGAACGGAGUGUAGGAAGUGAUGCUUAAAAUUGUACAGUCCACGCUCUAAUCGAUUCUCAUCUAUUUCUAUAGCGUCAGAAUCAAAGCUUCCUGAAGAAGGAUAACAAAUGGAGUAAAAAUUUGUUUCGAUUUCAAUUUGAUUACUGUGAUUAAUCAAUCGUGAAAUUAUUUAUCGACGGAAUAAGUUAAUAAAGUUCAGCUUCAUAAAUGUUCCAAUGAAUUUGCAUGUGCAUAUAUUUUUGUUUUUAUUUUUAUUUUGUGACUUUAAUUUUUUUUUUUUUUUUUUUUUUUUUGAAUAAUUUACUUAUAAAAGAUUCUUCUCUUUUCAGCGCAUGUAUGAGAUAACCGAGGAGGUUGAUAGUGUUGCCGUUUAUCGAAAUAUGAGCGGUUACAUAAUGUACGUGUUGGUUUCGUACAAAACACAUAGAGAUGCUGCUAUGGGAAGGAGAAGGUUGGUGCCCGCAGCGGCAUCCAUUUUUGAAAAUUGCGAUGUGAAGAUAGAAUGGGCUAAUCCAAACAUGACUCCUUCCAACGUGGUAGGUAUCUGAGUUUGAAGAAAAUAGUUUAUUUUUAUUUGAAAAUAUUUUAGUGGAAAUGAUCGAUAAUAUUUAUUGCAUACUUAAUAGUAUAACAAUAGGAUUUUAAUAGUAGAGAAAAUUGAAUCACAUACAAGUAAAUUUUACCAUUUAAAAGUUAAAUAUUGUGAUUGCUGAAAUUAUUAUCGGUAAGUGUUGACCGAGCAAAAAAGCGAGGCAAUGACAGAAAUCUGACGAAGGGAGGUUAGUU
This is a messenger RNA of Hylaeus volcanicus, 1432 nucleotides long. RefSeq names its product probable RNA-binding protein 46. The record is from RefSeq and is a predicted model, not a curated record. Gene Ontology annotation, molecular function: mRNA binding. Bases 46 to 648 code for a protein of 200 amino acids. Lineage: Eukaryota; Metazoa; Arthropoda; Insecta; Hymenoptera; Colletidae. The transcript is spliced from 2 exons. Gene Ontology annotation, cellular component: nucleus.